CGUAACUUCCCGCUCUUUCUCUCUUUCCAGAAAAAAAUAUUAUCCAGCAUGUCUUCCAUCAUCUUCGUGCAACCAGUCUUACAUCAUUUCAAGUCCUUUCGGUGGAAAAUAACACUCAGUCAAGAUGGUGAAGUUUACAGCAGAAGAGCUUCGGCGUAUUAUGAACUUGAAGCACAACAUUCGCAAUAUGUCUGUUAUUGCACACGUUGAUCACGGAAAAUCCACUCUCACUGAUUCUCUGGUGGCUGCUGCUGGUAUCAUUGCAAAGGAAGCCGCCGGCGACGUCCGGAUGACGGACACACGGCAGGACGAAGCAGAGCGCGGCAUCACAAUCAAGUCUACCGGAAUAUCCCUCUAUUAUGAGAUGACUGAUGAAGCUCUCAAGAACUUCAAGGGAGAGAGGCAGGGUAAUGAGUAUCUCAUCAACCUCAUUGAUUCCCCUGGCCAUGUGGAUUUCUCAUCUGAGGUUACAGCCGCAUUGCGCAUCACCGAUGGCGCACUCGUGGUGGUGGAUUGUAUUGAAGGUGUCUGUGUCCAAACCGAAACUGUUCUCCGGCAAGCCCUCGGUGAAAGGAUCAGACCUGUUCUCACCAUUAAUAAGAUGGACAGAUGCUUCCUUGAGCUUCAAGUGGAGGGAGAAGAAGCAUACCAGACAUUCCAAAAGGUUAUUGAGAAUGCUAAUGUUAUCAUGGCUACAUAUGAAGAUCCCCUUCUUGGUGAUGUUCAGGUCUACCCGGAGAAAGGGACCGUCGCGUUCUCCGCCGGUUUACACGGCUGGGCGUUCACUCUGACCAACUUUGCUAAAAUGUAUGCUUCUAAGUUUGGAGUUGAUGAGUCCAAGAUGAUGGAGAGGUUGUGGGGUGAGAAUUUCUUUGAUCCAGCAACUAAGAAAUGGACAACCAAGAACACAGGCUCUCCAACUUGUAAGCGAGGUUUUGUUCAGUUUUGUUAUGAGCCAAUCAAACAGAUGAUCGCAACUUGUAUGAAUGAUCAGAAGGACAAGCUCUGGCCUAUGCUGCAGAAGCUUGGUGUCACCAUGAAACUUCUUGAAAUGAUGGUGUUCCAUCUUCCUUCCCCUUCAAAGGCACAAAGGUACCGUGUGGAGAAUCUCUAUGAGGGUCCUCUCGAUGAUCCUUACGCAACCGCCAUCAGAAACUGCGAUCCUGAGGGACCGUUGAUGCUAUAUGUAUCCAAAAUGAUUCCUGCUUCUGAUAAGGGAAGGUUUUUCGCCUUCGGCCGAGUGUUCUCCGGCAAGGUCUCGACCGGUUUGAAAGUAAGAAUCAUGGGUCCGAAUUAUGUUCCGGGACAGAAGAAAGACUUGUAUGUGAAGAAUGUGCAGAGAACUGUGAUUUGGAUGGGGAAGAAGCAGGAAACUGUUGAGGAUGUUCCAUGUGGUAACACAGUAGCCAUGGUUGGGUUGGACCAAUUCAUUACCAAGAAUGCAACCUUGACAAACGAGAAGGAGGCCGACGCACACCCGAUUCGCGCCAUGAAGUUCUCCGUUUCGCCGGUGGUGCGAGUUGCCGUGCAGUGCAAGGUAGCUUCAGACCUUCCCAAACUUGUUGAAGGCCUAAAACGGUUAUCGAAAUCGGAUCCCAUGGUAAUGUGCACCAUAGAAGAGUCAGGGGAGCACAUCAUCGCCGGCGCCGGCGAGCUCCAUCUUGAGAUCUGUCUGAAGGACUUGCAGGAAGAUUUCAUGGGAGGUGCUGAGAUAAUAAAAUCCGACCCUGUGGUGUCGUUCCGCGAGACUGUUCUAGAACGUUCUUGCCGUACCGUGAUGAGCAAGUCACCCAACAAACAUAACCGUCUCUACAUGGAAGCAAGGCCAAUGGAGGAAGGUCUCGCGGAGGCCAUCGACGAGGGCCGAAUCGGUCCAAAAGACGACCCCAAAAACCGGUCGAAGAUUCUCUCGGAAGAAUUCGGAUGGGACAAGGAUCUGGCCAAGAAAAUCUGGUGCUUCGGACCGGAAACCAUUGGGCCUAACAUUGUGGUUGACAUGUGUAAGGGUGUUCAGUACCUGAACGAAAUCAGGGACUCCAUUGUAGCUGGAUUCCAAUGGGCUUCAAAGGAAGGAGCACUGGCCGAAGAAAACAUGAGAGGAAUCUGCUUUGAAGUCUGUGAUGUGGUUCUCCACGCCGACGCAAUCCACAGAGGUGGUGGCCAGAUCAUUCCAACCGCAAGAAGAGUAUUCUACGCGUCGCAGUUAACCGCGAAACCGAGGCUUCUGGAACCGGUUUACCUUGUUGAAAUCCAAGCACCUGAACAUGCACUGGGUGGGAUAUACAGUGUGCUGAACCAGAAGAGAGGCCAUGUGUUCGAGGAAAUGCAGAGGCCUGGAACACCGUUGUAUAAUAUCAAAGCUUAUUUGCCGGUGAUUGAGUCCUUUGGAUUCUCGAGCACUCUCAGAGCUGCCACUUCCGGUCAGGCUUUCCCUCAGGCCGUGUUUGAUCAUUGGGAUAUGAUGUCUUCUGAUCCGUUGGAUCCUGGGUCCCAAGCUUCUCAGCUUGUUAUUGAUAUUCGUAAGAGAAAAGGCUUGAAGGAGCAGAUCACACCUCUCUCUGAAUAUGAAGACAAGCUCUGAACUCACUCCUCAAUAUUAAUAUUGCAUGUAUCAAUAUUUAUAUUUAUGUAUGAAUAAAUCAGUUAUCCCUGUAGGGUUUGGACUGAAUAAGUACCUAUAUUAAAUUAUGAAACUUAACCCAUAUUAUUCAUGGAUGAUCAAAUUAUGUUUUCUAACA
This is a messenger RNA of Arachis duranensis, 2738 nucleotides long. RefSeq names its product elongation factor 2. The record is from RefSeq and is a predicted model, not a curated record. Gene Ontology annotation, cellular component: ribonucleoprotein complex; cytosol. Gene Ontology annotation, molecular function: translation elongation factor activity; GTP binding; GTPase activity. Lineage: Eukaryota; Viridiplantae; Streptophyta; Magnoliopsida; Fabales; Fabaceae. Gene Ontology annotation, biological process: translational elongation. The transcript has 6 exons. Bases 125 to 2581 code for a protein of 818 amino acids.